CAUCACGUCACCAUAGCCAAUCCGCUGGUCACGACGUCCGUCAUACGUCCGCCAUGUCGGGUUUCAUCAACUUCAACUCCUUCGACGUCAAGAAGGCGCUGAAAAGGAAGAAAGGGCAGAUCUCCUCGGACUCGGAUUCCGAGCAGCAGGCCAAAGCUAAAGCCAAGCCCAAAGCAAAGCCAAAAGCGCAGCCUGAGGCAGUGCCCCUGCACCAGCUGGCAGCGACAGCCACCGACCUCUCAGGUGUGGCCGUGGUGUCACGGUUUCUGGCCUCGGCCCUGGCCGAGUGGCGGCGGCUUCGGCCGAGCUCCGAGACCUUGGAGAAGCUCCAGGCCUCGGAGCGUACGCUGGUGGCCUCGGAGCCCCCGAGCGCGGAGGUCCUGCAGCCGCUGGUGGACCUCGUGGAGAUGCGAGCUCCGGACGAUCCAGAAUCCAGCAAGGUAGAGCAGGCUUCAAUAGAUGCCAAUUCUGUGAUAUGAUCGCAGUUUUCAUUUCCAUUCAAUCAAGCUCUGGAUUGGUACUUUGUGGCUAUUUGAAUUACGCAUUGCAUGUUGUCCGACGUAGUGUCAUCAGACUCAGAGUCCUUCCUUUCAAGGUGUGUCGCAUGUCGCUUGCAAACGAGCAUUUGGCAGCAGAGAGGGCUCGGGCGUUAGAUUAUGCAAGCCUCAUCGGGCAAAAAAAAUGCUUUUGUAUGCUUGGACAGAUUGACAGACUAGAGCAAGUGUGCUUUUAUGGCGACAGAAGCCUCGAGACCAAUCCCCAAUCACUAUCUACGAUUCAAUGAAGAACAUCCCACAUGCCGACCAAUAUGGAUGCUAAGUUCCCUCCCAAGUCAGGGAAAAAGAGCAUUUUAACCAUUGGGAAAAUCAAAUUAUG
Messenger RNA from Durusdinium trenchii, 876 nucleotides. Lineage: Eukaryota; Dinophyceae; Suessiales; Symbiodiniaceae. The record is from the annotation of a GenBank genome assembly.